ACAGUGUUCGGAAAUGGAAAUCGAUGCGGAAAAUUUAAUUUAUUCCGUGUUUGCGAAGAAGCCCUUGUGGGAUAAAACAACGAAACUUUAUCGUAACAAAUCGGUUGUGGAAAAGCUGUGGAGAGAAGUUUCCACUGAGCUGGGAGAAGAUGUUACUUCGGAUGCUGCUAAAAAAAAGUCUCCGGGAUACCUUCGGAAAGGAGUUGCGGAAGGUCCCGGAAGGAAGAUCCGGUGACGCAGGCCCACUAAAUUUUGAGUCCCACACUUCCUGGCCCUACUACGAGUCGAUGCUGUUCCUCAUGCACCAAAUGCGCCCCGGAAGUCUGGAGGAAAUCUCUUCGCAGCUGGUGGGGGAAAUAAUAAAGACGGCGAAAAUGAGGAUGAUACUCAGGAAUGCCAAGAGAUUGGGGGACAGGAUAGUGUUGCUGGUGGUGUUGGGGAUCCGGAAGCAUCCAGAGCAUCGGAGUAUGCAGAUCACUCCAAUAUAAGUGAGCCCAAUUUCCAUCACCCAUCGAACAGACCCACCAAGCGAACUGGUCAUUCAAUUCGCUGCAGUUCAAUUCGCUUUUCCGCAACGCUUCGCUUCGCGUUUACUAUAUCAUCGGCCUAAUACUCUCACAA
This is a messenger RNA of Toxorhynchites rutilus septentrionalis, 621 nucleotides long. RefSeq lists its product as uncharacterized. The coding region runs from base 150 to 488 and encodes 112 amino acids. The record is from RefSeq and is a predicted model, not a curated record. NCBI's taxonomy places the organism in Eukaryota, Metazoa, Arthropoda, Insecta, Diptera, Culicidae. The transcript is spliced from 2 exons.